AUGUCUGACGAUGAAGAAGGUAUGGAAGAGGAGGGAGGACCGUACCUCGGGGCAAGAAUAAUAUAUUUUAAAAGAAACACGAGCAGGAAUACGAGGGCGGCAGAAAUGAGAGAAAUGAACGACACGGUGAUGGCAAAGCAAUACUGCCAAACCACGAUACGUAUGAAGGACACUAUUGCAAUGGUCUAAGAAACGGUAAAGGAUUCUAUAAGUAAGUCCGGUUGUUUUAUAAACGGAAAAAGAUUUAAAAAUGGUGCGAGAUACUUCGGGUUUUAUCUCGAUAAUCGCAAACACGGCCCAGGUGACUUUUAUUAUUUGGAUGGUUCGGUCUACAAAGGUAGUUGUCAUUUUAAUGAUUCACCGUCAAGGAAAUUGGGCUGACGACAAGAGGAACGGCAUGGGAACCUACUAUUACAUAAACGGCGAUGUGUACGAGGGUGAAUGGCGAAACCAUUUGCGACACGGGCAGGGGAAAUACACAUUUGCAGCCACUGGACUGGUCUAUUCUGGACUCUGGAAGGAGGGGAAAAUGGAUGGUUGGGGCGAAUUAAUACACGAAAAAUAUAGAUUCGUUGGCAUUUGGAAGAAUGGAAAAGUAAGUUUAUCACAUAAUGUUGUGUGCAUUUUCCGAUAUGCACGUUAUAAACGUUUUGCACAUGUCGUAUAGAAAAUUGGAAUUUUGACUAUGUACGAAAGCACUGUAGAGACGACAUUAUUUUCAAAGCCGUUAUUCCUGGAUCGUUGAAGAAACCGUUCGAUUUAAGUCAAAUCUUAAAAGUUGUAAAUUAGUGUCGCAAGCUGAAGUGCGGCGACGAUGUUUUGAUCGAGGCCAUAUCAUUAAUCGCUAAACGCCAGCACCUGCAUCUCUGGACCCCAAUGCAGUAAGUAAAGUACACUGCAUUAAGGCCGUGAGCCAAUAGCGAAUGUUGUUAUCCUGACGCAGUCAACAAUAUAGUUACUUUGCGAAAUCUUAUUAUUUUAAUAAUUGUACCAUUGUCGACCAUCGUGGAAGCUUCUGCUUUUCCCGUGUUUGUUCAUUAUGUUUGUAUGCACGUUAAAUCAUCCUAUAAAGUUGUUUAUGAAUCUAAUAUAUCCGUUCUACAGCUCCUCGGAAAGGGCAAAUAUAUUUUUGACAAACUCAACUGCCAGCAAAUUGGCGAAUACGUUUUAACCCCUGCGGUGAGUUUUAACGUACCAUCUCAAGUAAUUUUUAUAUAUUUUGAACGGCAAUGUCUGUCAUGUUUACCUAUAGCGUUUAAGAGACAUUUGCGACGAAAACUCGAAGUCAGUGGAUAUUGAGCAAACUGAUCUAAUCUUUCAGUUUUAGUCUGCAAAUUAAUAAAUUUAGUAGUAAAUGACAACGUAUUAUUGAGAAACAGGUCUGUCAUCAAAAUAACGAAGGCUUUACUGCGUCUAACCAUUGAGGAAUAAGAACGAGUACGAUAAUCGUCAACCGUAUUUAAAAAUCUCAAGUUUUGGCCGUGAGAAACAGGGUCAGUACGUUAUUAAAAAGCGAGAAAGAUGAAGACUGGCAAGACAUAUCGCUAGAAGUAAGAAAAGUUACCGGAGCCAGGAAGGUCUAUGUAUUUUCAUCUGGAAACUCAUUUUUCAAGGUAGCUAAACGUUGGACGAAUCGUUUGAAAGAAGCGGUGAAAUACGCAAACACAUACAUUGUCUCACUAAUCAAAAGUGCCCUAAUUACAUAUAAAGCGACCUCUUUCAAAAAUGAACGCAAUGAUCUAUGAAGUCGGCCUAUGAAUCAUUGCAGAUAUGUUGUUUUUAGAAUGACCGGACACGCUGUCGUCCGCAUACAUAACCACCUAGUGGCCACUCUGAACCUUAAUUUACUCAGUCCGGAGUAACGUGUAAGAUGGUAAACAAGUAAUUACAAAACGCAUGUGUGAAAAAACAUACUGACUAUCCUUUAAUCACUAAAUGAGUAAGCCAAGUUCCGAAACAGGCGUAACCUCCAAAUCAGCGAGCCCUUCGGCAGGGUAGCCUGAGCCAAUGACGAAAUUUUAAUUCGUUUUCGGUCCGCUGUUAAAAACCGCAGGCAUUUCUGAAAGAAGACGCGUGCGUAUCCACAACGACAACGACCUAAGGUUUCCAUCAGUAGAUGCACAUCAGGCCCUGUUAGGAUUGUCAAUGUAGAAACAAGUUCGGGUUGCUGAGGAAAAGUUGAGUAGCAGGCAUGCAGUCAGAAUCUUCUCGAGAAAAACUGCCGACCUCCUUAGUAUGGAAUGGGUCAUGCGCAUGACGCGGCGAUUGACAUUGCCACUUAGGGCCCCUUGAGCAUUUUUAGAUCGAGUAGUAUCGAAACUGCUUAGUUGCUAGAUUAGUAGAAUUUACUUUUUGUGCUGUAAUAAAGUACGCUUUGUAUUUGUAUUUUAUCUAGGCACCGGAAGAGAAACGACCUGAUGAUGAAGGUGACAAUAUUACAAUUUCUCGAUGGAAGGGUCAGAGUAUUGAAAAAAUAACGGAAGAUGACGUGAAACCUAAAAUGCUCACUGAGGCCGAUAUUACGCUUGGUAGGUAAAAGUGUCAGUCACAUAAAUCCUACAAGAGCAAAAUAGUGCUCUGCAUGACAUCAACCCCGUUGUGGAUAUCUUUGUCAUCAUAUUUUGCGGACAAUUUUUAAGACGUAUUUGGAGAUAGAAAGCGUCAAUGCUGCUUUCAUACUGAGUUAAUAGUGAAGUGUCUACUACAUAAUGAUAGGUUUAUGAUUGUGAGUUUAGCAAACACGAUACGAAAAAUUUGACUGGUCUGAAGAAAAUCAAAAUGCGCUUGCUUAUUUUGCGCCAAAACUUUAUCGCGUAAGCUUUUUUAAAUCCGAGAGUUCUCACGUUCCUUUUCCGUCUUCGAUACUCCGUGACAGGGGAGGCUUCCACUGCAGCUAAGUAAUGUUGAACUACCGCGUAAGAUCUAGUUCGUUUAUUGUUCUUUGUUCUUACAACUGUUUCGCGUUUAUUUCAGCAACUAGCUUAACCACAUUGUGUAAAUCAUUUCAGAACAAACUAACGAUGAUGAUGAUAACACUGAACAACAAGCCACAGAACCUGAAUCAAGAUUAGCUGACCCUAUACCCAGUAGCACCAUUCCCGAUGAUAUUAUCGAUUCACAACCAGACGCCGUAGAACCAGCAGAGGAUGAAACUUUCGGUGAUGUUUCAAAACCGUCUCCUGUCGUUUCCGCAAGAGAAGAUGAUGAGGAGCCGGCUGAUUCGCAGGAUGUGGAGGAAAGUUGA
This is a messenger RNA of Spirometra erinaceieuropaei, 3244 nucleotides long. The record is from the annotation of a GenBank genome assembly. NCBI's taxonomy places the organism in Eukaryota, Metazoa, Platyhelminthes, Cestoda, Diphyllobothriidea, Diphyllobothriidae.